AUGAAGCCAGUAAAGCAUCUGUUGACCUCUAGUAGUAAAUUGGUAAACGUUCCAGAAUUAACAUUUAAAAAAGGACUAUUUAAUUCACCAUUGUCACCUAAACCAAAGGAAAAACAUAGUGCAAAAUUAGCACGUGAGAAACUUGAACCGAUGGUCUUAAGAUCUCCACCAACAGGAGAAUCCAUUGUAAAGUAUGCUUUGCCCAUCCCAUCAAGUAAGACAAAGGAGUUAAUAGCAGAAGAUGAAUUGAUCAGGAAAAUUACCAAACAUCUGAAGAUGGUGGUUUCUACUUUGGAAGAAGCCUUUGCAUAUGGCACUCAAAAUGGAGAAAAAGCAGUUGUGAAGCCUGAACUUGAAGGAUUAGCCUUUUCUGUUGGGGAUGAUCUGACUUCAUUCUUAAUAUGUUGUUCACAAUUUGCAACUCAGUUAGAAGAAGCAGCUAAGGAAGAACAUAAUAUUUUGGAAUCUCUGUUUAAGUGGUUUCAGCGACAGGUCAAUCAGAUGGAAGAGAUAAGCAAAGAUCAAACUUUUUCAGAAGCAGAAUUUCCAAGUCCUGAUAAAACAGUCAGUUUAAGCAUUGCACAAAUAGUAAAGCAGGUACACAAACUUGAAGAACUGAAAAAUCGCCUUAAAGAAGGGUCUAAAUACAGCUUCAGAGAACUGUUGUCUAAACCCAAGGAUAGGGAAAUGCCACCAGAAGAUGUGCAAACUUAUGAAACUGUGAAGCAGAAAAUUGAAGAAUUCAUAAAAACAUACUCAACUGAAGAAAUUGCAGAUGUUUCUGUGACUGAGCCACAAACUUCUCCUGUAACUAAUCAAUUGAAUACCAUGUUGAAAAUAUUUGAAAAUCAGGCAAAUAAAUUAGAAAGAGCUAUGAAUGAGCAACUGAUGUUAGAGGCUAAAUACACACAGAUUCAAAGUAAUCUCCACAUAUUAUCAGAGGAGAAAUUAAUGCUGGAAAAUGAACUACAAAAGUUGAAAAGUACAGAGAAAACAAAGGCUACAAGUGAGCGAACAAAGAAAAUUAUGAAAACAGAGAAGAAAAAGGACAAAGGAAAAUCUGAAGAUUCAGAAGCGAAGAAGUCUGUAGGGAAAGAGCUUAAAGUAAAAGAAAAUGUGCCUCAAGUCCAGAAAGUAGCACAUGCUCUGGAAAUUGAGAACAAAGUUCUUCGGGAACAACUGAAACAAGCUUUACAGGAAGCUGAAAGAGCUAAGCAGCAACUUGCCUAUUUCCUAAAUCAAGAAAAGGAAUUACUUAAAAGUGAGGCAAAGACCAAGACAACCACAGAAAUGGGUACUGGUAAAUUAAAAGUUAAAGGUGAAGAUUCAAAAUAUAUACCAUUGGAAAAUGAAACAAGAAAAGCAGUAGUGGGAGAUCCAGGUGGACAAAAAACAAAUGAUAAAAUUACACAUCCACAGAUCCUCAAGUCUCAAGAUGGAUCACCUUUUUUAAAGACUCCAAGUGAAGGUUUAACUGAUGAAGAUCUGUCCCAUAUACUUUCAUCAAAGAAUUAUGAUAAAACAUUCACAACAAUGUUAUGGCAUGAAGAAAUUAAAGAUGCACAGUCUGUUGGAAAAUUGCUUCAAGGGAAUGAAAUGUCUGCAGCAUCAUUUAUCUCACCCUCUGUUGUUAAAAGAAAGAUGCUGGGUACUGACAUCUCAAAGGCUGAUAUUAUAGAAGAGAAUUUACAAACUAAGAUUGAAAAACAAACUUACCAAGAAGCAAGAGAAUUUCAAGCUUCUGGGAAAGAAUUAGAUGAAAAUCCUCUGUUUAAGAAUGAAACACCAUCAGAAACUAAAAAUCGGUUGUUGUAUCAGGGAACUACUAGAGCAAAGAGACGCAAUGCAUUUCUUAUAACUGAGCCAAAAGCUUUGAUUAUUGAUGAUCAAUUGCAUGAGGAUAUAGCUUCAAUUUUAAACAGGCAGUCUCAAAUUAGCCAUGAAGCUUCAGGAAGUGGCAGUUUUAACAGUUAUGAUAAAGCAUCGUAUGAAAAGGUUAUGCUUAACCAUCAGGAUUCUGUGUCAAAAACCGAAAUGCAAGUAAAGAAGCAAAGAACUCUCAAAAAGGAAAGACUCUCUACUCAUGAUGGUGUAUCAGAUGAAAGUCCCAUGUUUACGCAGCAAGACUUAAAGUUAGAAACAGAAAUUCAUGUAGAGAAACCAAAAUCUUCUGGAUCUGAAAGUGUCAUGACUCAUGAAAAAAUAUCAGAUACAAAUCUUAUGCAAGACCAUCGAGAAUCAACGUCAAAAAGCCAAAUGAUGGUAAAGCAGCAAGAAGAGAAAAAACACACUCAGGAUGAAGUACCAGAUAGAAACCGUAUUCUUGAUCAUGAAGACUCAGUGUCAAAAUCAGAGAUUCAAGUGAGGAAACCAAGCUUGCACAAAGGGGAAAGACUUACUGCUCCUGAUGAUGUGCCUGACAAUGCUCCUGUGCUUCAGCAUCAAGAUUCAGUGUCAAAACUCCCAGUGCAAGUACAGAAACAGAUAACUUCCAGAGGAGGAGGACAAAGUACUCCUGAUAAAGUGCCAAGUGGAAAUCUUGUACUUGAAUAUGAAGAUUCAGAGUUAAAAAAACAAGCACAAGUAAAGAAACAAAGAACUUCCAUAGGAGAAAGACUCAAGACUCAUAUUGGAGUACCAGAUAAAAAUCUUAUGGUUUUUAAUCAAUAUCCAGUGUCAAAACUCCAAACGCAAGUAGAGAACCAAAUAAAUUACAGAAGGGAAAGGAGUCAGAGUUUUUAUGGAGCGUCAGGUCAACAUCCUCUGCUUGUGGAUGAAGAUUUAGUUUCAAAACCCCAAAAGCAAGUGAAGAAACAUAUAGGUUCCCCAGAGGAAAGACACUAUAGUAAGUAUAAUAAUUAA
This is a messenger RNA of Rangifer tarandus platyrhynchus (Svalbard reindeer), 2862 nucleotides long. The record is from the annotation of a GenBank genome assembly. Lineage: Eukaryota; Metazoa; Chordata; Mammalia; Artiodactyla; Cervidae.